Messenger RNA from Dovyalis caffra, 207 nucleotides. NCBI's taxonomy places the organism in Eukaryota, Viridiplantae, Streptophyta, Magnoliopsida, Malpighiales, Salicaceae. The record is from the annotation of a GenBank genome assembly.
AUGCUCAGAAAACUCGUUUUUCUCUUGUCGAAGAUAGACCAUUCCAAGCCCAUGCCAGGACUUGUAAUGCCUAGCAUCUAUCCGAAGGGCACUCUGAUAACUCUUAAUUCCAUUCUCAAAAUCCUCCAAGGCAACAUAUCUGGAGGAAACCAAACUAUAGCAAUUUCCCAUGGCACACCUGCAAAUCCAUUCAACCUGAAUGAGUGA